Molecule: messenger RNA, 3719 nt
Organism: Pangasianodon hypophthalmus (striped catfish)
Lineage: Eukaryota; Metazoa; Chordata; Actinopteri; Siluriformes; Pangasiidae
Gene: atxn10
Product: ataxin 10
Exons: 11
Coding region: 38-1465 (475 amino acids)
Biological process (GO): neuron projection development
Cellular component (GO): cytosol
Source: RefSeq, a predicted model, not a curated record
UUGAUGCUGCGGUUUUCACUGCUGUGUUGGUAACAGCAUGCUGAGCUUCCACUCCGUGAUGGAGGGAGUGUGUGCAGGCAGACUGACUGUGGAGCAUCUGUCCUCUUUACAGAGUGUAACGAAGGCUUUGAGAGAUGAACAGUUCAGGUGUGGUGUGGAGACCGAGGUCCUGCACAGUCUCUCCGCACUUUUACUGAGACUUUCUGAUGAGCUCCAAGAGGAUGACGAGGCUCAGACAGCACUGCUGUGUCUCCAGCUUACAGCCGAGUGCUUCCGGGCGCAGAGAAAUGCCUGUGUGCAGUGUCCUCGCAACCAGUGCAUUCUACGGGAUCAGGGCUGUAUCCAAGUAUCACUAGGGAUUCUAGGAAAGCUGCUAAAGCUUACAUCAGGAGCGUCUGAUCAUCGUCUCGAUGCACUUCGGUGUGGAAUUCAGUUUCUCGGCAAUGCCGCAGUUGGGAACCAGCUAUGCAAAGACGACAUUUGGGCCUGUGGUUUUCCACACAUGUUUUUGGAUCUUUUGGAACUGAAUGAUGAGAAGGCUGUGGCGUAUACGUGCAUGGUCGUAUACACCUGUCUGGAUGCAGAGAAGACAGAACAGCUGGUUGUGGAUCCGAUCAAGCUGAAAGUGGCGCUGAAGAUCACUGAGCUGUGCCGGACUCGGCCUGACAUUGACUGGACAGUACUGAUUGUCACACAACAUUUCUUCAAAUCCUCCGAGCUCACUGAGAAGAUGUAUGCAGAGAUGAACGAUCAUGAAAGGCUUACGUUACUGGAGCUUGUGUUAGCCCAGCUUGGAGAAGUUAAAGAGGAAGACUGUGUGAUUCCUCUGAGAACAGCUCAGUUCUUCGCAUUGUCCUUCCGGCAUAGCUGCAAGGCUGUUCUCGCUCUCAGCUCCGUCUCGUCAGCUGAUGAGCAGGCCUUGGCAGUGAUCAGGCUCCUGGAUAUUCUCUGUGACAUGACGUCUGGACAGAAGAAAUUUAUGGCGCUGCAGGAUCACCCAGACCUUCUCCUGACAACAGUUGAGCUCCUGAAGGAAGUGCAUUUUCUAGGGAAGGCCAGUAAAAAUGUGUUCAGUGCAGCGCAGGAUUUUUCUCUCACGUCAUCAGACGAAGCGGGCACACACCCUGCCCUCAGCUUUAAAGCCCACCUCAUCCGGCUGAUUGGAAACCUGUGCCAUGGACACACAGCCAACCAGAAUCAGGUCAGAGAACUGGACGGUAUAGCCCUCAUCCUGGACAACUGCAAUAUAGACAGUAACAAUCCCUUCAUAAGCCAGUGGGCUGUUUUUGCCAUCCGGAACAUUCUGGAGCACAAUGUGGAGAACCAGAAGCUGGUGCAGGGCUUAAGGAGGCAAGGGGUGGCGGAUGACUCUGUACUCAGAGAGUUGGGCUUCUGUGUGCAAGAGAGAGACGACAACCUGCUCCUCAGACCUCUCAAAAAGGAGAAAGAGCAAAGAGAGCACUAAACCUGGAGCCCUCAUCUCAUCCCAUCCACUCCUCCACACUCGACAUCACAUUCUGGAGACAGCUUAAGACACCCACAGAGACCGUUGUGCACACAGAAAACACAGAGGGCAUUUUAAUAUCCAAUCAGUAUUGAGAACACAAGGGGGCAGGGAAGCGGAGAGAGGGGGGGUACUUUGCUUUGUACUCUUUGCAUAAGAGGAACGCCAAGGGGCUUUUCUGCAGGGACUCAUGCUGAUGCCUGUGAUGCAUUUAGUGGCCUUUGAUUCCAGCUCGCAGUGAAUAGGAUUCAAAUCCUCUGAAACAAGGAGACCCAUGUCUUCCUGGCUUUUCAGCCACCAAAGAAACUCUAGUGACCAGUGGGGAAUAGAGGUUAAUCUCUAAUCCAGUGAGUUUUAUGGAGACCUGGGGCCCCCUUGAUCCGUUCACAUGAGGGUUUCCUCUCAAUAGCCGUGGGACUUGGGUCCCCACUUUUUUUUGUGUUUUGUUUUAUUUUGUGUUGGUUUUUGGCUGUUUGCUGCUUUGGGAAUGUCACAUAUACAGGGCUACACACAGUCCCUGCACUGCUUUUCUCCUUUACAGUUAAAUGAAUACUCACUUAUCUGUCUAUGUAGAGUUUGUUGUAGAUGAAUGAGCUUUCAGUCCAGUUGUGGUUUAAAAUAUUCUGUUUUCACACAAAAUGCCAGCUCCUCCUCUAGCAGUACUCGCAUCUACGCUGACUUAUCGGCUGUAUGAUCAUCGUACUUUCUCCGUUAGCCCGUCAUGUGUUUGGGUAAAAGUCUGUUACGGCCCAAGCAUAUUGCUCUAAGGUCAGUCAGACCAGAAGUAUUAUCUUGCAGGAUGGCAUGACACCUCGUCUCCCGCUCACUCUGGCAGAAUGAGCUGAGCGUUCCUGACACCUGCAUAAUACCCAGCUGCAGAGGCCUCUCCACACCCCACGCCGCCCUGUUUGCUCUGCUUCAUAUUUUUUAAUGACAAAAUGUUUGUGUGAAACAGUUGAGGUUGACUUUUCUCCCAAUCCAGGCUAUAGUGUUGGGAGCUUAUGUGGUUCCGGUAGCCAGCGGAUCAGACGGCUAACAAAACACGACUGCUUUACUUCUGCUCCGCUGGCUGCCUGUAAUUCUUUUCACACAGGAAAAGAGCGCUGAGCGAGGGAAUGAGGCAGCGUGGACAGCUAUUCAAAUGCUUGCUGGGCAGGACUGGAUAGAGAGGAGGGUCGUGCUACGCCAGCAACAAUCACACAUCACUCAACUACUCUCAAUUUGGAAAAUGCUCCAUGCACAUAAGUUGAUCUGAUUUAAUAUUUUUAAUAUUUAAACAAUGAUUUCUGGUUUCGUUGUCAGCCACACAGUGAAUAGUCAUGAACAGCAGUGUUCACUGAAAUGAAUUCAUUUAUUAACCUAAUAACGUUGCUGCAUUACUACACGUAUAACCAGGCUACAAAAGGAUGAGAUGGGUUUUUGUUAAGUAGAUAAAAAAAAAAUUGGGCUACUGUGGAAAAAAGAAACAGUGUGUACAUAAUUAAUUUGGGACACAAUUCAGCAUAAUCAAUAGUUCAAAUCAUAAAGAAACAAUGAUAAUAUAUAAUAAGGAAAAUAGUAAUAAUUACUCUUUUUCUGAAUAUACAUGACAUAAAGUGCCAGGUUUUCUGUGUAAAAAAAUAUACUUUCUCAAAUUUGCCAGCCCUAAACCUUGCAUAAACAAUUUUGAAUAAAAGAAUGUUGCUACCCAUGAAUCUUUUCAGCCCCCAGCUGUAUGGUUAGGCAAAUUCCAUUGGCUCAGGCGGAAUAUAGUUGGCUGGGGGGGAGUUUGUGCAAGCUGGGCCAGUGAUGUGGAAUCCCAUGUCUCUGGCAUUUGUGAGAAUAUUCUGUGCAUAGUUUGGUCACCCGAUUGCAUUUCCAUGAAGUAUUUUACCAGCACUCUUGCACUCCCAUACUUUUGUGCAUGCACAAAAGACACAUUUACACACUGAGAUGAACAGACAAUGCAUGUCUCAUUGCCACGUUGUGGUGGUUUGAUUCAGUAUAGCAUUUUUUUUUUCAACAUUAACCAUUCUCACAAAAGUAUGCAAUUUUUUGGGAGACCCACAACAAAACAGAACAGAAUCACACAUCCCACCGCAGCAAUCAGCAACACAUUCAGUGACUCCAUGACAUCUUGUCCAGUUGGCUGUGGACUUAGCUGGCCUGUUUUCUAUCAGUGAGCAGCAAAGAAAAGCAGGGAAAAUAAAUACUCGUCUGCCAACUUUGAAUCUGA